Hypomesus transpacificus is the source of this 4751-nucleotide messenger RNA. RefSeq names its product vacuole membrane protein 1-like. The transcript has 15 exons. NCBI's taxonomy places the organism in Eukaryota, Metazoa, Chordata, Actinopteri, Osmeriformes, Osmeridae. The coding region runs from base 564 to 1874 and encodes 436 amino acids. The record is from RefSeq and is a predicted model, not a curated record.
AAAUCUGUGUGCCGAUUGCCGAAGCAGCGCGUAUAAUGCUCUUCUAAAAACAGGCGGUGUUGGUUCAAGCGCUCGCUGUCUUUUUCGACAUAAUUUAUGUGAGGCGUCUCCAUAGGGUGCAUCUCUCCAUAGAAUCAUAUCCAAGUUAAGGAUCUUUAUUGCACAGUCUGUGUGCGUGGUGCGCGUUCUGCGCGCUGGCGGAAGUAGGCUAAACCACAGUCCAGACUGUUCACGAGAUUGGCAAAAACGCACGUCUGAUUCCUGUGAUAUAGGCUGCGGCGUUUGACAGCUCGGGUUGGAAGAAGGCUUGUUACUGAGGUUUAAACCUGCACUAACAGUCUCCUCCACUUGGCUCCGCCGGAGACAAUGGUAGUUCCACACAUGAGACUGUUCGCGUUAUCCCUUGCUGGCCCCCACCACACCCCGAAUAAGUUUUGAUGUAGUUAAUGGAUUCUAUUACCCUACAUCACCAGCGGAGCUGAGACGGUGGCAUAUGGGGCAUAGUUCUUGUGGAUUUGAGACAUAUAUCUGUAAGGCCCUCGGCGCUUCCGUUACCCCGUGAGAUGGCAGAGAGCGGGACAGACUGUCGGCUUCCUCAGCAGCGUGUCGGGGCCAAGGAGCAGCCCAACGGACAGUCUACAGAUGUGUCGCUGAGCGAGCGGAGACAGAGGGACCGGGAGGAGCGUCUGUCUCUGGUGGUGUGGAAGAGGCCGCUCGUCACCCUCCACUACUUCCUGUUGGAGCUGCUAAUCACCCUGAAGGAGUGGGCGUGCAGGCUUUGGCACCGGCGACAGACUGCCUUUGCCUUGUUGGGGCUCUUCAUCCUUCUGUACGUGGUCUACUCCUUUGAAGGAACUCAUCAAAAGUACGUCCAGUACGCGGAGAAGAGGUCCCUGUGGUGUGCCUACUGGCUGGGCCUGGGCAUCCUGUCCUCCGUGGGUCUGGGGACCGGCCUGCACACCUUCCUGCUCUACCUGGGUCCUCACAUCGCAUCAGUGACCCUGGCGGCGUAUGAGUGCGGCUCCGUCGACUUCCCCGAGCCGCCCUACCCGGAGCAGAUCGUCUGCCCCCUGCAGGCCGGGGCUCAGGAGGAGGCCGGGGCGGUGGCUGUGCAGGGGGGCAUCACCCUCUGGACCAUCCUGUCCAAGGUCCGCCUGGAGGCCUGCAUGUGGGGCGCAGGUACAGCCAUAGGAGAGCUGCCUCCCUACUUCAUGGCGCGGGCUGCGAGGCUGUCUGGUGCUGAGCCUGACGAUGAGGACUACGAGGAGUUUGAGGAGAUGCUGGAGCAGGCCGAGACCGCGCAGGACUUUGCCACCAAAGCAAAACUAACCGUGCAGACAAUGAUACAGCGGGUUGGCUUCUUUGGGAUUCUAGCAUGCGCCUCUAUUCCAAACCCUCUCUUUGACCUGGCAGGAAUAACCUGUGGCCAUUUUCUGGUCCCCUUUUGGACCUUCUUUGGUGCAACACUGAUUGGGAAGGCGAUCAUCAAAAUGCACAUUCAGAAACUGUUUGUGAUCAUAACCUUCAGCAAGCACAUAGUGGAGCAGAUGGUGGCGCUCAUCGGGGUUAACAGCCUCCACGGCGGGCACCUCGCUGCCAGUAUAAGUAGCACUUGUGAGAAAUGUGACUACAUUCUUGCCACUAACGCCAUCGGCAGGAAGGGAGUGGUCUCGGGCCCUUCCAGGGCUGGGUGGCUGCUCGUCGGCGACCACAGAAGGCACUCCCCCCCAGUGCUGUGCCAGUGCUGGGGGCCUCCAUCCAGAGGCCCUUCAGAGACUAUUUGGAGGCCCAGAGGUCGAAGAUGCACCGUGGCGCUGGAGAGGGGACCCCGGCGGAAGAGAACUGGCUCUCCUGGCUUUUCGAGAAGGUGGUGAUCGUCAUGGUAUGUUUCUUUGUCUGCUCCAUCGUCAACUCCAUGGCCCAGAGCUAUGCCAAGAGGUUACAGCAGCAGAAGUUCUCAGAGGGCAAGACCCAAUGAAGACCCUCCCUGAUAUUCCUGUUUGGAGCGUUUUGGGUAUUCUCUGGUCCAAAACCUUGCUUCUUUCAGACAGAAUUCUGACAUCAUCCGGAGAUUUAUGGCUUCUUUAAAUCGAACCCAUAAUGAAAGUGCUUUUUGCUUCUGUAGUGGUACUGACGAUGAUUGCGUUUACUUUUUGAAUUUGGACUUCUUUCAUUGGCUUGUUAGUGGUUGUUUUUUUAUAGAGAUUUCUAGCUUCUAGGGUUUUGGCCUUUUUUCAGAGGUUUAUUGUCCUCUUCAAGGUAGGUGCUUGAUUGUGUGCUUGUUGUGGAUAGUAUGACUAUUUCAGGCAUAGGGCAGCUUCAACUUUGUGUGUGAGUGUGUAUGGAUGUACUGUCUGUCGGCAAUGCUUCUCCAUGGCGAGGCCUUAUGCUGCACUGGAACUUAGUGGUUUUUAUUGUAGAGGUGCCUGAUUUACUUGAUUGUGUUAGGUCUAGAUCUGUUUACUCGAACUAAUUGAAUUAUUUUCUGAGUAUACUGUAAACCCAUCUCACUUAAUCGUAUUUGAAUUUAAAAAAAUGUGACUUAUGGUAAUUAACUCUGUUGAGCAAUAAUGGCAAUACAGAUAAAAUAGACUGCAAAUCUUGUACAUACUUGUUUUCAGUUUCCUGCCAAUUUUCCAUUUUCAUUAAUUUAUUUAGCUGAAGAAUAUAUUCCAGUUGUAAGAUUACAUUUGUGCCUCCUGUCGUUGAUGCCAUUUGUAUUCUGUAGAGCAACUAGGGAUGAGUGUUUAUAAAUCAACCAUGAAUCAUUCUGCUCAACUCUUUGUCUGGACUUACUCACUUGUCUGGCUUCCAGUUUGAGAGCAUAUGAGUCUGCCUGGGGCCAUUCAGCCAGAUGCAAAAUCAGAUCUGUGUGUGUGUGUGUGUGUGUGGUUGCCCACUCAUAUAUCUUGCCCCCAUUUGUUGCCCACUCUUAUAUUUCACACAGAACUCCACCGAUUGAGUGUCAGGGACUUCCAGUAAGUUUAGUUUCGUUCGGGGGGAUCUGAGCUGAAACGAAGCGUGUCGAUCUUGGGGACAGUUGUGCUACUAGGAGCCUCGUGGUGAGGGACUCCUUUGUGUGGUUUUUACAUGUGUGUGUGAACACACACAUCGUGUCUCCGAUGUAAAGCUCAAACAGACUAAUGGGCUCAUGUUCGGCUGUGCGCUAGAAACACAGACAUCCAAAUGAUGUUAUGUCAUCGACAUGUCUUUUCCUUCUUUGUGUCCUUUUCUCAUUGGAUAACGUCAGCUGGCCCGGGUUCCAAGAUUCCUCUUUUUCGUAAUUGCUUGUGACUUUUCUUUCGGUUUUUUUUCCGUCUUUUUUUUCUCUUCUGUGCCGUUGGCCUGGUAUGUGAGUGCCGGAGUUCGGGCUUGGAGCAGGGAGGGAAAAAAGAACACAGUGAAAAGCUUCUGUGCCGUUACCUCAAGUGAACUCUCUGAUGAACUCAAUGCACUGCCCCAGUGACGGAGCCAGGAGACGAAUCACUCGAGUAGAUUCAAAACAGAGGGGCACUGUUGAGCGCACUGAGCUCUAUGGUCUGCCUCCGAUCCAGUCAAGCCUUUCAAAUCCUCCCUCUCUCUCUCGCUCUCCCUCUCUCUCUCUCUCUCUCCCUCUCUUUCUUUCAGGGUAAGUAAAGGCAGGAUUUUAUUUUGUUCUCCACAUGGUGCCUGUGUAUGUGUAUGUGUCCCAGGCAUGAUCGUCACUCUCUCGGCCCGUCAGAUAGCUUAUCAGACUGGUGUUGGCUGUUACAUUGCAUGGCGACAACAGUCUGUAGGCUGUCUGACAUUUCGAGCUCUUUCAUCUGACCAGCAUCCUGUUCUGUUCUUCUGUUGUUGUCAUUGUUUGAGCAUCCGUUAAUGUGGACAUUUUGUAGUCCAGUGUAACUUCCUCUACCCCACUGUCUGUAACAUAUCAUUAGUCAAUUGUUAUAGUUAGUUGAUUAUUUAUGUUUUGAAUGUAAAUACAGAUGUAUUCGAUGUGUUUGUCCAACUGUACUUUUCUCACCAGGAUUACCUGCCUCUUAAAUGGGCCGGUGUGUGUGUGCUUGUGUGUGUGUGUGUGUCUUUGCCUCCACCCGCUCCCCUCCCUCUUUCCUUCCCCUGAAUUUUCAGAUUAUCCAAAAGGCUCACACCUUAUUGCAACACCUUCCAUUGUGACACCCAGUCAUCGGUAUGGGACACACUGUUCUGUUCUCGUUUCCGCUUCAGUUUCACACUUCCUUCUUUUCUUUCACAGAUCUCUUUCCUCUAUUGCUCAAUAGCAGCUUUUUUGUCUUGGGUUGCAUUUCAUUGGUGAGUUGUUUGUUUUUGCUUAUGGGUCAUAUUUAUAGUGCUAUAGUGUUGGACAAAGCUGAAAUCAUAGUUUGACCCAUAAAUGGUCGUAAAAUAUGCCGAGCCACGAUGACUUACCUUUUGAGAAAUUACUAAUGCAAGUGGAUGGUUUUCCUGGUUAUAAAAGCAAAAUCCUUGGAUAACAUUGGAAUGGUCCUGCUGGCUCUAGUCGUGUUAUUUUUUAAUUUUUUGGGUGGUUCUGAAGGGGGGGGUUUCAGAGCAUCCUGCUCCAUAAGGGAGCCCCCUUUUCGGCGUAUGUCUCCCAAUGUGUAUGUGCAAAGAGAUUGUUUAUGUCUGUGUGAGAGAGAAUGAGUGUAUGUGUAUCUUAUGUCUGGACUGAGUUUUUUCCUUUCAUUGUAUGUGUACAUGCUUUGUUUGAAAAAUGCUUCUACUCAAAAUAAAGUCCCCCAAAAAAUGCA